AUGUCUGCGAAGAAUGUUCAAGUGUUCAAUAUGAUGGUGAAGGCACUCAUAGUCCAGUCGUUUAUGCCAUUGAUUUUUUCAUUUCCCGGCAUGAUUCUCUAUAUGCUACUGCAAUUCAUAUCGCUUCGUUGGGUUGCAGCUGAAUAUCUAGGAAGCGCUAUAUCUGCAUUUGUAAUUGUGGUCGAUCCUUGCAUCACUCUGUACUACGUUUUACCAUAUAGACGUUAUCUACUAAGAAGAUUCGGUUUUGUUAAUGAGGCUGCUUCAAAAACAACAGUAAGUGUCGUCAUACAGACGCCACGGAGUGUGAUGAAAAGCAAUCAGCAGCUUGAAUAG
Messenger RNA from Cylicocyclus nassatus, 336 nucleotides. NCBI's taxonomy places the organism in Eukaryota, Metazoa, Nematoda, Chromadorea, Rhabditida, Strongylidae. The record is from the annotation of a GenBank genome assembly.